Messenger RNA from Drosophila sechellia, 2285 nucleotides. RefSeq names its product Organic anion transporting polypeptide 26F (gene Oatp26F). Gene Ontology annotation, molecular function: protein binding. Lineage: Eukaryota; Metazoa; Arthropoda; Insecta; Diptera; Drosophilidae. Gene Ontology annotation, cellular component: basolateral plasma membrane. Gene Ontology annotation, biological process: transmembrane transport; sodium-independent organic anion transport. The coding region runs from base 1 to 2076 and encodes 691 amino acids. The transcript has 7 exons. The record is from RefSeq and is a predicted model, not a curated record.
AUGUCGGAGGCUACCAUUGAGCUGGACUCGAGCACCGCGGUGGCUCCCAAGUGCUCCAAUGUGAACAACAACAAUAGUGCCCGCUCCAGUCGAGUGGGCAGCGCCUCCUCCGGACCGGAUUCGGAUGCGGAGUGCCAGCGUUUCGGUUGGUGCGGCUGGAAUCCGGCAUGGCUUCAGCGCUUCUGCACCGCCAAGUGGGCUCUUUUCUGGCUCUGCUGGGGCGGUGCUCUCCAAGGUCUCAUCGUGAACGGCCUGAUCAACGUGUCCAUCUCCACCAUCGAGCGUCGCUUUGGACUCCGCUCCCGGCAGAUGGGACUGGUGGCCAGUGGCUACGAUUUGGCCUCCUUCGCCUGCCUAGUGCCAGUUACCUACUACGGCGGACGACGUGGUGCCUCCAAGCCGCGCUUCAUCGCCAUCGGACUGAUUGUGAUGGGCAUGGGAUCGCUGGUCUUCCUGCUGCCCAACUUCUUGGUGGGCAACUACCGGGCCACCAUUGCCGAGGCAAAUGUGUGCGAGCCAACGGGAUUGCCGUUCAACUCCAACUCCAGCCAGAUGACCGCUUGCGAACUGAACGCAAUGGGGGAGGGGCAGGGCGAGAAUUUGACCUGGACGGUGUGGCUCUUCCUGGCCGCUCAACUGCUCCACGGCGCCGGAGCAUCGCCCCUCUUCACGCUGGGCGUCACAUAUAUCGAUGAGAACGUCUCAAAGAAGAUGUCAUCUGUUUACUUGGGCAUCUACUACACAAUGGCCACCGUUGGACCAGCGAUUGGCUACGUAUUCGGUGGACAACUGCUGCUCAUCUAUACGGAUUGGAUGACCGUGGAUCCCGUUCAACUCAGCCUGACCAGCGACAGCAAGGUGUGGAUUGGUGCCUGGUGGCUGGGCUUCAUUUUUGCAGCCGCCAUGUGCCUGCUCAUCGCCCUGCCCAUAUUCGGGUAUCCCAAGUUGCUUCCCGGCGCGGAGAAGCUACAGCUGGAAAGGGUCUCGGAGGCACAUGCCACCAUAUCGGAGGCGGAUGACUCCAGUAAAGUGGUCAGGGGACUGCCACGUGCGGUGCUCAGCCUGCUGGCUAAUCCCACAUUCUUUUUCCUGAACCUGGCCGGAGCCACGGAGGGUCUGGUGAUAGCCGGAUUCGCCGCCUUCCUGCCCAAGCAGAUCGAGAAUCAGUUCAGCAUUUCACCCAUGUAUUCGGCUUUGGUGAUGGGUCUGAUCACGGUGCCUGCUGGAGGCGGUGGCACCUUUCUCGGUGGCUACUUGGUCAAGAAAUGGAAUCUGGCCUGCAGAGGAAUCAUCAAGAUGUGCCUGUUGGCCACCACAGUGGCAGCACUCUUCACCAUCUGCUUUCUGGUCUCUUGUCCGAAUCCGAAGUUUGCCGGCGUCACCACGGGCUAUAAAAUGCAGGCCAGUAGCGAUUCUCCCGCCUUGGUGGCAAGUUGCAAUUCCAACUGCGGCUGCAGUCGCACCAACUACGAUCCCAUCUGUGGCGUCGAUGGCGUCAUGUACUACAGUCCAUGCUACGCAGGAUGCGCUAAGGAGGAGCACGCGAACAGCCAGAAGCGCUAUCACAACUGCAGUUGCAUCGAGCAAGUUGGUUGGGUGGACGAGGGCAGUCAGUCCUCGGAAGCCCUCCACUUCCGGCCAGAUGCCACCAACCGGAAGUGCGAGUCCACGUGCCAGACCCUGCCUCUCUUCGUGGCGCUCUGCUUCAUCCUGAUGAUCUUUACGUUUCUUGCCACCAUGCCCGCGCUGUCGGCCACACUGAGAUGCGUUCAGGAUGAUCAGCGAUCCUUUGCGUUGGGUCUGCAGUGGAUAAAGGUGCGACUACUGGGCACCAUACCAGCUCCAUUGAUUUUCGGAGCCCUAAUCGACGAGUCCUGCAUUUUGUGGCAAGAGUCCUGCGACAAGGACGCCGGAGGAGCUUGUCUGGUCUACGAUAAUUUCUAUAUCAGCCGAUAUAUGUGGCUAUUGGCGCUAAUCUGCAAACUGGGAUCCGUGGUCUUUUUUGCGUGCGCCUGGUGGUUUUACGUGCCACCCAGUAAGCCAUCGAAUGCAAAUGGAAAGGAAAAUGUUAAUUGAGGGGAUAAUAACCAUUGAACUGAAACUUAUAAUUAUAAUGACCCAGCCAGUCAUUUGGCUCAUAUUGUGGCUCAUCAUAAGCUGGCUAGCAUUUUUAUUCGAUUAGCUAUGAACCUAAGAGAUAUUUUAACUUUACCAAUGCGAAUCUUAUAAAAGAUUCAGCUCAUAAUGCCACUUAAGAUAUUACCUAAGCUUAUCACAAUAUCAUU